This is a messenger RNA of Dermacentor silvarum, 875 nucleotides long. RefSeq lists its product as uncharacterized. Bases 41 to 694 code for a protein of 217 amino acids. The record is from RefSeq and is a predicted model, not a curated record. Lineage: Eukaryota; Metazoa; Arthropoda; Arachnida; Ixodida; Ixodidae. The transcript has 5 exons.
GCAGCGUCAUCGAACCGACGCUGCUUAAGUAUGCCAACGGAUGAUGAAGAAUGUGACAGUAAUACCAACAAAUGGUUUUUUAAUAAAGACGAAGGAAAAUGUGAAAACUUUAUGUAUGGAGAUUGUCCAGUGCAAGGCAAUAUAUUUGACACCAAGGAAGAAUGCAGAAAUACUUGCAAAAACGCAGGAGAAGGACAACAUAAAGGGAAGCCCGGCAGUGGGUCUGGUAAGGGCUCCAAAGGUCGUCCCAGACCGUCGAGGCCAAGUGGUUCAAGCGAUGAAAACAGGGGUGGAGGACCCAGGCGCCGCCAAAAACAAGGAUCAGAAGAAGAGACGGGUCCGAGCAGGGUGCCUGGUAAAGGACACGGGGGCAACCGAUGGCCACCGAGGCCGAGCAGACCACAGAAGGCGAAACCACAGAAGCCACCUAGGCCAAUAUACCAAAAACCUGUCGGUGGAACGAAACAUCGACCAAGCCCACCUCGCCAUCGUCCGGGCAAAGGAAGCUGUGGAGCAAGACCAAAAAAGGGAGACUGCCAUGAAAACCGUAACAAGUGGUUUAAUAAUGGACAAUUCUGGACUUGCUCUCGUGUACGGAAAGGAAACUGCCCGACCGUCGGAUCCUUCUUCGAAAGCUGUGAAGAUUGCAUGCAGAAAUGCCACCCGAACAAGGUCAAGACCUGCCAGUUCAUGACCUGAACAAGUGCUACAAGACCACUGCACAAACUAAUGCGGUGCCUCAGCCACAGUUUGCUGCAUGGGGCGGGGAACAAGAAAGUAGAAAGUAAGUUGCAAAAUAAAGCUGGAGCACCAUAGUAUUUUAUGAUUUGUCGGGUUUGUUUACGAUGACACAAGCUCACCAAAUAAAGGAAAUU